Molecule: messenger RNA, 792 nt
Organism: Elgaria multicarinata webbii
Lineage: Eukaryota; Metazoa; Chordata; Lepidosauria; Squamata; Anguidae
Gene: GJB7
Product: gap junction protein beta 7
Exons: 1
Coding region: 1-792 (263 amino acids)
Biological process (GO): cell-cell signaling
Cellular component (GO): connexin complex
Molecular function (GO): gap junction channel activity
Source: RefSeq, a predicted model, not a curated record
AUGGCUUGGGGAUUCUUCCGAGAUCUCCUAAGUGGAGUGAAUAAAUAUUCAACAGGAAUUGGCAGAAUCUGGCUGGCUAUUGUAUUCAUAUUCCGCCUGCUUGUCUAUGUUGUGGCUGCAGAACAUGUCUGGAAAGAUGAACAGAAAGAGUUUGAAUGUAACAUUAAGCAACCUGGCUGUGAAAAUGUCUGCUUUGAUCACUUCUUCCCAGUUUCCCAGGUGAGGCUCUGGGCCUUGCAACUGAUUAUGGUCUCCACCCCGUCACUUCUUGUUGUUCUCCACGUUGCCUAUCGAGAAAACAGAGAAAAGAGACACAAAACGAAGCUGUAUAAGGACCCAGGAAGUAUGGAUGGGGGAUUGCUGUGCACCUAUCUCAUCAGCCUCCUUUCCAAAACAGGAUUCGAAAUUGGUUUCCUCUUUUUGUUUUACAAGCUGUAUGGUGGAUUCAACGUGCCCCGUCUUGUGAAAUGUGACAUGAGUCCAUGCCCCAACACUGUUGAUUGCUACAUAUCCAAGCCUACUGAGAAGAAAGUCUUCUUGUAUAUUGUAUUGGUGACAUCCUGCUUAUGUAUAGUCUUAAAUGUCAUCGAAUUCAGCUAUUUGGUUUUCAAAUACUCCAUCAAAUGCUGUUUCAGGAGAUAUUUCAAAAAAGUUCAAGAUUCCAAACGUGAACAAAAAAAGUUAAAUUCUAUGGAUGACAAUAGAACCACCUUUGAACUUGGCAAUGAUUCGGCCGGUAUCUUUAUCCAAGGAGAUGAAAGAAACCUGCCCACCUGUCAAUGUGAAGAAUAA